UUUCUAAGAUGAGAUGAAGGUGAAAAAUUACCAGUAAGACUACCCUAGUUCAUUCACCCACGAUGUCCGCUAUCUACAAAGCAUUACAAUCCAAGAGUAGCAAAGACAGCUCUGAAAAGGCCAAGCACAUAAAUAGACAGCGUUUGUUGGUGAUAUCCUCCCGAGGUGUUACCUACAGACAUCGUCAUAUGAUAUCUGACUUGUUAGCACUUUUGCCUCACGCCAGAAAGGAGCCUAAAUUUGAUUCGAAGAAGAACUUGUACCAGUUGAACGAGGUUGCCGAGUUAUACAACUGUAACAACAUCUUUUUCUUCGAGUGCAGAAAGCACCAAGACUUAUAUUUAUGGCUCACCAAGCCACCUAAUGGACCAACUUUGAAAUUCCACAUCCAAAACUUGCAUACUUUAGAUGAGCUUAACUUCACCGGUAACUGUCUCAAGGGAUCCAGACCAAUUUUGAGUUUCGAUAAGGCAUUCUUGGAGAACGACCACUACAAGUUGAUGAAGGAGCUUUUCACCCACACCUUUGGAGUUCCUCCAAACGCCAGAAAGUCCAAACCAUUCGUGGACCAUGUGAUGACCUUCUCGAUCGUGGACAACAAGAUCUGGAUCAGAAACUACCAAAUCAACGAGACCAUGGAUGUCAAGGACAGCGAAACCAACGAAAUCAACCCCGAUGAGUUGAACUUGGUUGAGAUCGGGCCCAGAUUCGUUUUGACCUUGAUCACCAUUUUGGAGGGAUCCUUCGGAGGUCCCAAGAUCUACGAAAACAAGGAGUACGUGUCUCCAAACUUUGCCAGAGCCCAAAUGAAGCAACAGGCUGCCGAACAGGCCAGAUCCAGAGCCGAAGCUGCCCACGAGAGAAAGCUCAAGAAGAGAAACCAGAUUUUGAACGCGGACCCAUUGUCCAACGAUGCUUUGUUCAAGGAGUAGGUUGCGGGGGAUUCCUGGGAUCAACCAUGUCUUGCUGAAGGUGUCACGAUGGUGCAUUCUUCUCCGGUUCAAGAUCAACUGAGUGCUUGAUCUCGCUUAACGGUUGUCGUGUAUCAUAGAAAUAUAGCAUUAACGAGUAUGUGUAGCGAUAGAGCGAGCCACCAACAGUGUUGAGGUAGGCCCCCUAAGCCUCAGAGUCUCAGCCCCAGCCUGUUGCACCGGCUAGUGUGCCAUAGCC
Messenger RNA from Suhomyces tanzawaensis NRRL Y-17324, 1170 nucleotides. It is a transcript of the gene CSI2, whose product is annotated as Csi2p. The transcript has a single exon. The record is from RefSeq and is a predicted model, not a curated record. Gene Ontology annotation, molecular function: rRNA binding. The coding region runs from base 63 to 932 and encodes 289 amino acids. Gene Ontology annotation, biological process: rRNA processing; ribosomal large subunit assembly. Gene Ontology annotation, cellular component: nucleolus. Lineage: Eukaryota; Fungi; Ascomycota; Pichiomycetes; Serinales; Debaryomycetaceae.